Hydractinia symbiolongicarpus is the source of this 882-nucleotide messenger RNA. RefSeq lists its product as uncharacterized. Bases 1 to 882 code for a protein of 293 amino acids. The record is from RefSeq and is a predicted model, not a curated record. The transcript is spliced from 4 exons. Lineage: Eukaryota; Metazoa; Cnidaria; Hydrozoa; Anthoathecata; Hydractiniidae.
AUGAAAGAAAAUUGUGAAAUUUUCGCUGAUUUCCUACUUUCUUCUCUUAACAAAUGUUUAUCUGAGGGUGGUUUUCUAAAAGAGGCUGAUGUUAUACCCAUAUUUAAAAAAGGAUUUAGUACCCAACACUGUCUUCUGGCCAUGCUGGAAAAAUGGAGAAAAUGCAAUGAUGAGAAUAAAAUAAUUGGCGCACUUCUAACUGAUCUAUCUAAAGCGUUCGACUGUCUUCCACACGACCUACUAAUUGCAAAACUCAAUGCAUAUGGUUUUGACGAAGUUGCUCUCAAAAUUAUAUAUAACUAUUUCGUAUACUUAUGCGAUCUUUUUUUCAUGAUAACUGAGGUUGAGUUUGCAAGUUUUGCCGAUGAUACUACACCUUAUACAGUAGGUGAAUCCCUAAAUGAUGUUAUAAAGUCUCUGAAAAAAGCCAGCUCAGAUAUUUUUAAGUGGUUUGAACUUAAUCAAGUUAAAGCAAAUCCGGAAAAAUGCGAUCUAAUUUUUAACGUCAAUGAAAAAGUACAGUUUGAAUUGAAAAAUAAUAUCAUUGAAAGCAGCCCAUCAGUUAGGUUACUAGGGGUAAAGAUUGAUAAUAAGCUUAAUUUUGAGGAACAUGUCAGGUCAAUAUGUAAAAGUGCUAGUCAAAAGCUACACGCCCUCGCGAGAAUUUCACCCUAUAUGAACAUUAACAAGAAAAAGAUGAUACCGCAGGAAGAUUGUGAAUGUACGGCAAUCAUAAAAAUAGGAAGUAUUUAUAAGCAAGGGUCCCACUAUUACAUACAGACCUACUUGGAAGAAUGUAAGUAUAAAGAGGUUGAAAGGUAUGGCGCUGGUUAUUGGAGUGAAUCCGAGGCUGAGGAUGACGAGAGUUUAGCAGAGUUCUAA